UUGGGGAGAGUGGACGGUGGCGCCAUUUCUCCCUCAGUCCCUCCUCACCGGCGCAUAAACAUGGGGUGGAAUCCUGACAGAGACGCGUUAUCACAGAUUUUAGGAUUACUACGCGAGUCACAAUCUCCGGACACAGUAGUGCAACAAUCCGUGCAGCAGAAACUAGAAGAGCUCAACAAAUUCACAGACUUCAACAAAUACCUAAUAUUUGUCCUCACAAAGCUAACUACUGAAGAUGAGCCCACCAGGUCUCUCAGCGGAUUGAUUCUCAAGAAUAAUGUGAAGGCACACUUCCACCAGUUCCCGCCAGAUGUCGCCCAAUUCAUUAAGGCGGAAUGUCUGUCAGCGGUGGGGGACCCGUCUCCCCUCAUCCGGGCAACUGUGGGGAUCCUCAUCACCACCACAGCCUCCAAAGGGGAGCUCUCCACCUGGCCUGAGCUCCUGCCCCGCCUAUGUGAGAUGCUUGAUUCAGCAGACUACAAUUCUUGCAAUGGAGCGUUCGGGGCGCUGCAGAAGAUAUGCGAGGACAGUGCAGAGUUUCUGGAGAAGAGUCCCGACCGCCCCCUUGACACACUCAUCCCAAAGUUUCUUCAGUUCUUCAAACACAGUUCAUCCAAAAUUAGGUCCCACGCCAUUGCCUGUGUCAACCAGUUUAUCAUUAGCAAGACCCAGGCGCUCAUGGCAAACAUCGAUGCGUUCCUACAGAACCUCUUCCACCUGGCCAUGGAUGAUGACCCUGAUGUACGCAAGAAUGUGUGUAGGGCAUUGGUGAUGUUGCUUGAUGCACACAUCUCCUCCCUCAUCCCACACAUGCACAACAUCAUUGAGUACAUGAUGAUCCGCACUCAGGACCCUGAUGAAAAUGUGGCCCUGGAGGCAUGUGAGUUCUGGCUUUCCCUGGCUGAGCACCCCAUCUGCAAGGAGGCACUAAAGCCACACCUUCCCAAGCUGAUCCCCAUCCUGGUGCGAGGCAUGAAGUAUUCUGAGAUUGACAUUAUCCUCCUGAAGGGUGACGUAGAGGAGGACGAGAGUGUGCCAGAUCGCAGUGAGGACAUCAAGCCGCGGUUCCACAAGUCACGUCACACCAUCCGCCACGAGCCCAUGGAGAAUGGCGGCAGUGGAGGAGAGGAGUUUGCUGACGACGAGUCUGAUGACGGACUGGAUGAUGACUCCUCCCUCUCUGAUUGGAAUCUGCGAAAGUGCUCUGCAGCAGCCCUGGAUGUGCUGGCCAAUGUGUUCCGAGAGGAGAUGCUGCCAGUGAUCCUGCCCAUCCUGAAGGAGACACUAUUCCAUCAGGAGUGGGAGAUCAGGGAGUCUGGCAUCCUGGCUCUGGGGGCCAUUGCUGAGGGGUGCAUGAAUGGCAUGACACAACACCUGCCAGAGCUAAUCCCUUACCUGAUCAGCUGCCUGCAACACAAGAAGGCUCUGGUGCGCUCCAUCACAUGCUGGACGCUCUCCCGCUACUGCCACUGGGCAGUGGUGCUGCCUGACCACACCUUCCUCAAGCCGCUCAUGUAUGAGCUGCUGAAGUGUGUGUUGGACAGCAACAAGCGAGUGCAGGAGGCAGCGUGCUCAGCCUUUGCCACCCUGGAGGAAGAGGCAUGCACUGAGCUUGUCCCUUACCUGGCAGACAUCCUCAAGACUCUGGUGUUUGCAUUCAAGAAGUAUCAGGCCAAAAACCUACUGAUACUAUAUGACGCAAUUGGCACCCUGGCGGACUCGGUGGGCAAUUACCUGAACAAGGAGGAAUACAUACAGAUGUUGAUGCCACCACUCAUUGAGAAGUGGAACAUUCUCAAGGAUGAAGACAAGGAUCUUUUCCCUCUGCUUGAGUGUUUGUCAAGUGUUGCAACAGCUCUGCAGUCCGGCUUCCUGCCUUACUGCAGCCCUGUGUACCAGCGGUGUGUGUCUCUGGUGGAACAGACCUUGAACCAGACCAUGGCACAUGCACAGAACCCUGGUCAGUUUGAAGCAGCAGACAAGGACUUCAUGAUUGUCUCCCUUGACCUUCUCUCUGGACUGGCCGAGGGUCUCAACGGACACGUGGGACAACUUGUGCAACAGUCAAACAUCAUGCAACUUCUCUAUCAGGCCAUGCAGGACCCCAUGCCAGAGGUUAGACAAAGCUCAUUUGCUCUGCUGGGUGACCUGACCAAAGCAUGCUUCCAGUAUGUCGCUCCAUGUAUAUCUGAGUUUAUGCCGAUACUGGGCCAGAACCUUAACCCUGAGCUGAUAUCAGUCUGCAAUAAUGCCACGUGGGCCAUCGGAGAGAUCUCUGUCAAGCUUGGUCCCGAGAUGAGGGUGUACAUCAACCUGGUGCUGACGGACCUUAUCUUCAUCAUCAACAAACCCAAUACCCCCAAGACGCUGCUCGAGAACACAGCCAUAACAAUUGGACGCCUAGGCUAUGUGUGUCCCAAUGAAGUGGCUCCCCUCUUGCAACAGUUUAUCAGGCAGUGGUGUAUCUCACUUCGAAAUAUUCGAGACAACGAGGAGAAGGACUCGGCGUUCCGUGGGGUUUGCAACAUGAUAAGUGUGAAUCCUGGUGGUGUUGUGGAGGACUUCAUCUUCUUUUGUGAUGCCAUUGCCUCUUGGAUCAACCCCAAGCAAGACCUGAAGGAGAUGUUCCAUAAGAUCUUGCACUGCUUCAAGGAGCAGGUGGGUGAGGACAACUGGAAGCGCUUCACAGAGCAGUUUCCUCCUCCCCUCAAGGACCGGCUGUCCCAGCACUAUGGAGUGUGAGCAGGUGAUGCUGCUCUUGUGUGAAGACCAGAGCCCAGGACAAGGGAAUCUUAGCGUCCUGGCCGAGCUCUGUGGCGCACGGUGUUAGGAGGCCACAGCCAGAGUGAGCCUGGGUGGGGGGAGGGAUGCAUCUUCUUCUCACAGCCAUAUCCUGGUCCGCCCACCUGACAGCUGUCUGCUGCAGGUGGGGGCUGGGCUGGGAGUGGCUGCCGCGCGCGUGCCGUCGUGGGAGGGACUUUGCGGUCUAGGGUGGGUGGGGGGAGGCGGAGGGAGGGGGGUGGUUCGCCCCUGGUGGGUGGGGGGAGGCCGGGAGGGAGUUCGUCGGUCCCCAGCACACCACAACACCACCACCACACCCACCCACCUCCUGUGCACCGCCCACUAUUGUGGGCAUGUGCAGUUGUGUGGGUGCACCACUUAGAGGCUGCCCGUUGCCCCGUCCACUCUUGCUGCCACCGCCGCCGUCCCUGCCCUCAUCCUCCCCUAGUGGUUAGUUUGUAUUGUGUAAGAUAUGUAAAUACUUGGAAGCUUUUAUUUUCUACAUGAUCAUCACUACUGUAAGUCUCCUGUGCCAACCAUGACCUCCUCCUCUCACCAGUCACGGGUCAUGUAGCUUUCCCCCGGCGGGGCGUGCGGGGUGUGCGGGGCACGGGCAGCGUGUGCCUCACAACAGUAUCCACCAGCCCGGGGCUGCCAGCCUCACUCACCCUUAACACUACCCCAAUAUGGUGCUACUUUUUCUGGAUAGGGCAAGGCAGGGCAGGGGCUCACGGGUCAAGCUGCCCUGCUGCCCAUGCCAACUUGUCUUAGUUUGAUGAUCAUGUUGAGGGUGAUGAUGAAGAGUAGUGUUCAGGCUGAUGGUUGUACUGUGCCUUGCCGGGGCAGCCCUGCUCCACACCCAGCCUGGGCACUCUGGGCUGGGUGUGGGUUGGGGCUGUCCCGUACUUUGUUUUCCCGUGCACACAUAGGACUUAAUGGAAACGACUGUGAUCAUAGUGAUUUCUUUGAUUUUUGUACUGUUAUGCAAAGUAAGUUAAAUAUCACUUCUCAAAGUCUACUACUACUACUACUACUACUACUACUACUACUACUACUACUACUACUACUACUACUACUACUACUACUACUACUACUACUACUACUACUACUACUACUACUACUACUGUUAUUGCUACUACUAUUUCUACACUCAACUCCUUGAUGACAAGUGGGUAAAAUACUGUGCAAUACAUGUCAUCACUGCUGGGAUGUGCUGGAGGCUGUAGCUGCAUUGGGCAGCCAUCGUGGGGAAGCCUCAGCGGGGUCCGGGGCUGGGGUCCGGGGAGCCGGGGUCUUGCCCCACACACAAAAUUAUUAGGUUAAGGGCCGAGGAGUGGCCAGGCCGUAGCCACACAUAUCAACUUUAUACAUGCAGGACUCUUUGGUUUUUGUUGAGGGGCUCAGCAGCGUGUUUUUACAUUUUGAAAUUUGGUCUAGGGCGGUAGGACGGGGCUGUUAUGGGGCAGUUCAGUUGUCAAUAUUGGUUUCUCUCAGCUAGGUUCAGGUUAGGGCCAUCGGGGGCAAGCUAGGGCCCUUCUGGGGCACGAAAAUAUCUCUGGGUUCAAACAUAUUUUGGAACGGCAAAUUUUGUGGGAUGGUGUUGGGGCUGCCAGAGCAAAGAAGGCCUGAGCUUUGUGCAAGCCCUGCCCAGCCCUGUAGCAGUUUGUUUGGUGUAUUUGUAGACAAAAUACUGUCAGUAGUGUUGUUAUUUGCGGUGUCUCUUGCAUGCCCUCAGCCAGUACGUCACCACUUCUCGCAUCUCUCGUUACCAUCUGUUUGUGUAUUAGUUGUUUGCCGGGCAGCGGGCAGACAGGUCACCAUCACUAGUGUGCUCCUGAUCUGUGGCAUGGUCAAGGCAGUGUGGUUGUGUGACCUAGCCAGCAGUUAGGGUCUGUGACAUGAGAAGUAUAUACUGGGAUGGAGACGACUAACAUAGGAAUGUUUGUUUAGCUGUUUUGCUGAUGGGUGCCACCUGCAUGUGUGCCCUAUGGCAGAGGUUCUUGUCAAGAGUCCCUGACCAAGCAGCCAGUCUUUUAGUACUAGUUGACUGCACAGACCAUCUCAUCUGUGGAAAGACAACCACCUGAGAAGACCAUCUUGCCUGUGGGAGUGAAUACAAGCCAAGAUGCCAACCAACCAGCCAGCCAGCCAGCCAGUCCCCAGCCCAAACUUUGUGUAUAUGUCAAGAUAUGCAACAGUGUGUCAAGUGUGCUGCUGCCUUUCUCAACCUCUGCACUGGGGCGGUGUGAACUGGCAUGCAUUGGGAAAGGAGAAGAGGAUGAACUGCCUGCCACCACUACCAAGGUGGGACAGCUAUACAAUAUCACUUGAGUCUCUCCUUUGUGAGCCUGGCCAGUGUUUAGGCUGCCCGGGGAAAACACGUCGAGGAAGAAAAUUACAAAAAUGGUCAUUGUGUUUUGUAAAUGCUGGUCAUUCUUCCCUAUUUUAUUUUUUAACCAUAUUAUUUUCCAUUAUAUUAUUAGGAUCAGAAGGUGUAUAUCCAUGUUGCAUUCCUCCUGUCUAUUUUGUGACCCUUCAUCAGCUACUCAUCUCUCAUUGACUCAUGUCCUCCUCUUCCUCUUCCCCCAAAGCAUUGCCAUUAUUAUCUGGAAAGGUUGCUCUUGUGGGGGAGACCUCGCCAGCCUGGAGUGGGCCGCUGCUCUAUUCAGUUGUUGUUUUCCUAGACUGUGCCUUAAAAGAUACCGUUGGAUACCCAUUAUUGCAUUAUAUUUCACUUCCCCACAUCUGUCUUUCUCUCGUCUUUCUCAUCCUUCAUCAAUUCCCUCUUAACAUCCUUUUCAUUCACACAAGCAUACCAAAUCCCCUUCCCAUCCCUUAUUCUUCCAUCCCCUUUUACAGAACAGUCAACUGGUUUAUUUGUUCGCUCUUUUGUGAACACACUUUGUGCAUGCUAGUGUUGAUAAAAAAAAAAAAGAAGUAAUAGUUCGCGCAGCCAUCACUAACUUGGAUCUGACAUGGCCUGCCUUUACCAACUAAACGACCAACCUUUCUUUGCUCAAGGAGGGUAGGGUGUUGGGUGAGAAGCUAUUUAGUCCUCACACAGCCCCACUCCCUUCCCCUGUAAAGAAAAAGAGUAAAAGUGUCAUCGCUGUCCACCGCCGUUGAAUGCCACCUCUGAAAGCAUACAGGCACAUGAACACACUGCCCUACACAUUGGCUACAUCCGUACAUUCUGGCUUGGGGCUAAAUGCUUGGAGACAUGAAACAGCAAGCGUGUGUGUGGUUACUUGUGAGUGCGAGGGUUCCUCUUUCGUGCUCAGGUCUGCGAGGUUUUGCGACGACGCCGUUCCCAAAGUCCAGCUGGAACGAAGGCAGGUUAGGCAGGGGACAAAACACAGAAGCAAGCAAGCGAGCAAGCAUGUGAGCAAACAGGUGUUAAAUUCUCCUUAGGGUGUCCAAUCCUCUCGCCGAGUUCACAAGGACAGUAGGUUUUUGCCUCAGUGCCCCUUUCCAUAGCUGCUAGGCAAAUUGUUAGGGUCCGGGGCCAGGCCAACCAGCGUACGUCGCCUAGGUAAGAGGUAGGAGUAGGGACAGGGUGGGUCGGAGGGAGAGCUCAGUCAGUCAGUCAGUCAGUCAGUCAGUUAUUGAGUCUGUCAAGUCGCUCGUAUCAGGUUAGGCCAAAAGUUAGGAGUUGGGAGGGUGCUCACAGUGGCUGGUCAGUCUCUUCUCUGGAGAUUACAGGGAACCAUGGAUACUGCUGAACCUAAAUUGAAAGAUUUUAUGUGCAUUGAAUUAUAGAUUGUCGUCAUCAAUCAGAUCCUGGUGGAGGCAUCUCCAGGGGAGGUGCUAGCUGGACCACUCCUCAUUGUGUACUUUUAUUAUUUAUUACCAGCGUGACAGGUGGAUGAAUGUGUGUGUGCAUUGCGUGUAUCUUGGGUCGAAUUCGUGUCAUGGCGAACUGACUUAUUUUAAUGCGGGUCUUAGUAUAUUUUUUUUGCCUUUCUUGGUUUAUCUGUUUUCUUUCCCCAUCAUGCUCAGUGGCGAAGGCCGAGUUUAUGGUUUUAUUGACUAGUCAUUAAUAAGUUAGGGACUGUUAGGUUAGGUUUGAGACAUUGCAUAUUUUCCUCAAUGUGAAUGCUACUGUUUAUAUAUUUUUCCCUUCACACAGUUGUUAGUAGGCGAUAGGUUCUAAUUUUUAAUCAUAUGUUAUAUUUUUUGCUCAUAAUUGCUGAUGUUCUAGUACAAAUAAUUAUUGUUGAUAAUGAUAAUCAGUUUUUUUCCUGAGUAAUAUAUUAUUUUUGUUGUAAUGUUAUUCUUGGCUGGAGAAGCAAGGAGAAGGAAUAUGAUUACGGCGAUGAUGAUGAUGAUGAUGAUAACAAAGUGGAAACGGUCAGUUAUGUCCAGCAGGCGGCCCCAAGCCAGCGCAAAAGUCAGCUACUUGGUCAGGAAUUUGGUCAGGUUGAAUCAUUGCUCAGUCACCACCGCCACCACCACCACCACUGCCUCUGUUGCUUGUUUCCAACUCUCCAAAUAUGUACAAAUUGUUAUGAUUACUAUGUAAUUGUUGUUCUUUUUUCCUUCCAGCUGUGAUAAGUGUGUACUAUUGAGAAGAGAAGUUAUAUGUAUAGUGAACCAGUCCUCCCUCCCUCCUGCCCUCUCCUCCUUUCUCUUAUUAUGUGAUAUGUAUAGGAUUGUAGGUAUAUUUCUCUCUCUCUCUCUCUCUCUCUCUCUCUCUCUCUCUCUCUCUCUCUCUCUCUCUCUCUCUCUCUCUCUCUCUCUCUCUCUCUCUCUCUCUCUCUCUCUCUCUCCAUUCAGUAGUCAGCUUUUUAUUUUUAUUUAUUUUUUAGCCUUGCAUUGCAUUUUUGUUAAUGCGUUCUGUUCUGAUUCGUUCAGCAGUUAUUUUAUUCAUAUUGAAUUAUGUCGUUAUUUAUUCAUUAAGCAGCAAAUUUUCGUAAUUUUAUCCCAAACUUAGAUAUUUUGGCGGUAAGCGUUUACCGUCUCUGACUUAAAAAGAACCUCGUGGUUCUUGUCACUUAUUGAGUCGCAUACGUGUGUUGCGAUUUAUCCGAGCGUGGAGGAUUUCUCACAUUUUUGUAAAUAAGAGUACCUAUAUAUGUAUAUUUUUUACAAAGUUAGGGCGUUUAUGACAAAGAAUUAGCAGUGCAUUGCGUUGUAAAUGAGGUGCAGCUUAACUUGGAGUGCUGCCUGUGUCACGUGUCUCAUACUUAUUGCGUCUAGUGUUGCUCGGAUUGCAGCGAGCGAGGUGGUCGUCGUGUUUAAUUUUAGUGAUUUUUAAUUCUAUUAACUUUUUUUUUUCCCCCACCCUCAAACAAUUGCAUUGACCACUCCAUUUUCCUUUUUUCUCAUUUUUGUUUCACUCGCUUAUCGUUUUCAUUGUUCAUCCGUGGGUUUAAUAAUAAUAGUGUGUAAUUAUGCCAUUCGUUCAUUCGUGCGCGUGGUUGCGAGUGAAUAAUGAUUACUACUGGUGGUCUAGUCUAGUCCGGCGCGUUAAGUUAUUUAUUAUUCUCAUUAUUAUUAUGGUUAUUAUUAUUGUAAUUUUUGCAGUUGUAUUACAUAAACUGUAGUAUAUUAUUGUUUAUUAUUAUUAUUAUUAUUAUUAUUAUUAUUAUUAUUAUUAUUAUUAUUAUUAUUAUUAUUAUUAUUAUUAUUAUUAUAACAGCUGCUACUGAAUCUUUCUCUGUGUCUCUCACUGGAGCAAUUCAGGUGCGUUUCAAGUGAUAUUAAGGCUUAGCUAGGUAACUGUGAUGUCUUUCCCAGUCCUCCAUCCCCCCCCUCUUGUUCCAUGUCACUUGUUGAAAAGGAUCUAUUAAAGUAGUGCAUCUCUUUUCUUUACCUCGGUGGUGGUGGUGGUGGUGAUGAUGGUGAUGUAAAUCGUUAAAUUAAGUUAAUGUUGAGUAAUUCUAUGAGGGGAUUAGAAAUGCAUAAUAUUUUUGCUUGUAUGCAUUUCUACACUUUUUUUUUAAGGGUGUAGGUUAUGGUGCUUAUGUGUAUGUGUGUAGGUGUGUGCGUGUGUUCAUGUGCUCUUGCGUGUGCCAUAGAGGUGGAUGAAGAGGUUUAUUCCACGAAAUUGUGUUGAUCCCAUUAUUAUUAUUUAUUAUUAUUAUUAUUAUUAUUAUUAUUAUUAUUAUUAUUAUUAUUAUUAUUAUUAUUAUUAUUAUUAUUAUUAUUAUGUCAGGUUCUUGGGUUGUCACUAUUAGCCAGGCAUCCUUUCUUUUCUAUGUACCACUACCACUGUAUUAAAGCAUUUCAUUGAUUUGUUUUGUGCCUGGCUUGUUUGUACGUACGUAUGUGUGUAUAUUGUGUGCACGUAUAUUUUUUUGUGUGCGUGUUUGUGUGCAUUUACUUUAGUUGAGGAAAUUCUGGUAGAAGUUGUGAAGACUAUUAAAAAUGUUCUUCAUGUAACUUUUCACCUGUAUUGUUUCAUGAAAGAAUUUGGUGUUGCAACAACCUGUAUCUCUUGAAGCAACUUAUUUAUUACUGAGGGGGAAAACAAACACCUUGUUGGGAUGUGCAUGUUGUUACAGAAAUAAAAAAAGGAAAUGAAAAUUUGUUAGGUUUUGAUUUUUUAAUUAAAGGUAAAGAGAAUAGUGAGAAAAGUAUAAUUAGUCGUAUGUUAAUGAUGAUAUGGAUUCUCGUCAACUUUUUAGAACAUUCCGUUUAUUUGCAGCUAUGUGAGUAAUUCCUUUGUUAAGUUUAAUUAUGCCUCCCACUUACGUUACUACCUACUACUAAUCACACCUCUUUGUUUGCCAUCGUCCGUGGAGGAGCCAGAACGUUCACUAACAAUAUUAUGAUGAUGGUGAUGAUGAUAUACCAUGUGAUUCAUCCUCAAGACCAGGCCAUGUCUUUCCUGUAUUCUGUCGCUGUGGCUGGGUGGGGCUUGGCAGGCGCCAGGCAGGGCAUAAAGACCUCGAGUUUGGGAAUUAUUAUUAUUAUUAUUUAUUGUCAUUAUUUAUUAAUUCAGUUUUGCCAUCGUGUUUUUUUUUUUUUUUUUCAAAUUUUGACAAUGUUUAGUCAAUAAUUUAUUAUUUAGUUUCCCUUAUAUGUGCCAAUGCUAUUUUGUACUUUAUCCUGGUUUGAUUAAGUUAGUGUACAGUACUUCCAUAAACUACUGUAUUUUCAUUGUCAUUAUUCAGCUGUUGUAUUAGUUGCAGGGCAUUUAUUUCAAUAUUCAUACAGUACAUCUAUAUUUUGCUUAGUAUAAUUAUUUAGGUAUUAAUUUGUGUAGGUUUUUAUUAUUAUUAUUAUUAUUAUUAUUAUUAUUAUUAUUAUUAUUAUUAUUAUUAUUGUUAUUGUUAUUAUUUUAUUUAUUUAUUUAUUUAUUUAUUUAUUUAUUUAUGUAUUUUUUACUAUUUAAUCACUUUUGGGGCAUUGGAUUCUCUGAUUUACCAGUGAAAAGGAUGAGGUCUGAUCUAAGGGGGGGAUUUUCACAUUUACUGGGUGUGUAGCCAUAUGUAAAUGUUAGUUUUAUGGUGAAUUUUAAAUACUAUGGAAUGUCAGCCUUUGAUACUAAUGUACUAAAAGUAGCUUAGCUCUUUUUUUGAGUAAAAUAGCAGGCUGGAAUUUUUAUUGGAUUUUGGGAUCUCUUAAAGUAUACAAGUAAUUGGAUUCUUGCCGUGACUAGGAUAGAACUGCCUGUGUUUCUUGGUUGUCACUGGGUCUCUGGAUGCCCUGCCCCGCCUCACCCUGCCCCGCCUGGCCCAAGUAUCAUGUGUUGUUGGAGUAGUUGGAGCGUCGACAUAAAUGGAAAGGUCCC
Messenger RNA from Scylla paramamosain (green mud crab), 10519 nucleotides. RefSeq names its product transportin-1-like (gene Tnpo). The record is from RefSeq and is a predicted model, not a curated record. Gene Ontology annotation, cellular component: nucleus; cytoplasm. Gene Ontology annotation, biological process: protein import into nucleus. Gene Ontology annotation, molecular function: small GTPase binding; nuclear import signal receptor activity. NCBI's taxonomy places the organism in Eukaryota, Metazoa, Arthropoda, Malacostraca, Decapoda, Portunidae.